Messenger RNA from Amaranthus tricolor (Joseph's coat), 405 nucleotides. RefSeq lists its product as uncharacterized. Bases 1 to 405 code for a protein of 134 amino acids. The record is from RefSeq and is a predicted model, not a curated record. The transcript has 2 exons. NCBI's taxonomy places the organism in Eukaryota, Viridiplantae, Streptophyta, Magnoliopsida, Caryophyllales, Amaranthaceae.
AUGGAGGAAAUCUCUAAAUCCAUCUGGAAGACCGUACAAUGGUGCAUGUUUUUCGCCAAUGAUAUAGUAUUAGUCACAGAAACCAAGGAGGAGGCUAAUAGUAACUUAGAAGAGUGGAGCGAAGCCUUGGAGGGUAAGGGGUUGCGCAUAAGCCGUACGAAGACAGAAUAUUUGCGUUGCGAUUUCAGUGGGACAGAAUUGAUAGGGGGAGCCAGAGGUUGGCUUAAGUGGCAAGCAGCAACCAUGGUGCUUUGUGAAAAAAAGUUCCAUAGGCGAUUAAAAGGUAAAUUUCACCGCGUUGCAAUUAGGCCAACUUUGUUGUAUGGGACACAAUGUUCGCCCGUAAAGAAGGUUUUCGAACAGAGGAUGGAAGUAACAGAAAUGCGUAUACUGAGGAGAAGUUAG